Messenger RNA from Colletotrichum truncatum, 1701 nucleotides. RefSeq names its product major facilitator superfamily transporter. Lineage: Eukaryota; Fungi; Ascomycota; Sordariomycetes; Glomerellales; Glomerellaceae. The record is from RefSeq and is a predicted model, not a curated record. Gene Ontology annotation, biological process: basic amino acid transport; transmembrane transport. Gene Ontology annotation, cellular component: fungal-type vacuole membrane. Gene Ontology annotation, molecular function: basic amino acid transmembrane transporter activity.
AUGACGAAUGCACCGGCCCUCAGGACCCGCUUCCAGGAUGAGGAAGCGGGGGCACGAGCCGUUACCGCGCCGAACUCGCCGCCGCCUCCGUACUCCGAUCCGGACGCGGAUACGGCCCCUCGCGAAGACCAGCCGCUCCUUCGAGACCCCGGUGCUGCUGUCACCGAAGGCGAGACAUGGAAGCCACCCCCCGGUUUUACCUGGAUCGAGUUGGCCAUCAUGUCCAACGUCUUCCUGUACGGCUUCGACGGGACCAUCACGGCGGCAACGUACGCCGUCAUCAGCUCCGAGUUUGACGCUGCUAACACGGCAUCGUGGCUUACAACUUCGUACCUUGUUACCAGCACCGCUUUCCAGCCGCUGUACGGCAGGUUUUCAGACAUCUUUGGAAGGAGAAUAUGGUUCUUCGUCAGCAGCAUCACCUUCGGGUUGGGAUGUCUUGGAUGUGGAUUGGCGGGUGAUGUGGUCCUGUUGAAUAUCAUGCGUGCGUUGACAGGUUUCGGCGGUGGAGGUUUGAUGACAAUGGCCACGAUCGUCAACUCAGACAUGAUCCCCUUCCGUAAGAGAGGAAUGUACCAGGCCCUCCAGAAUGGCAUGUUCGGCUUCGGUGCAGUAGCAGGAGCUUCAUUCGGCGGCUCCAUCGCAGACCACAUUGGCUGGCGUUGGUGUUUCCUCCUGCAGGUCCCCAUCUCUGUUGCGGCACUCGUUCUUGGUUUCCUGGUCAUCAAGAACCCCGAGGGCGGCUUCAACAUCGACACAACUAACUUCAAAGCCGUCUGGUCACGCGUCGAUAUCUCUGGCGCGCUUCUCCUUGUGGUGGCCAUCUCCGUACAGCUUGUUGGGUUGAGCUUGGGCGGCAACGAGCUUCCCUGGAGCAGUCCCGUGGUCAUUGGGACUUUGGUGGGAAGUGUCCUGCUGCUUGCAUUGUUCUUGGUUGUGGAAGCGCGGACGAGGGCUAUUCCUGUCAUUCCGUUGAGGAUGCUUAGAGGACGACUCCCGGUGCUCACGCAAAUUUCAAAUGUCUGCGCUGGACUUGCGGCUUAUGCGUACCUGUUCAUGCUCCCUCUAUUCUUCCAGGUGGUGUUGCUCGACUCCGCAACGAAAGCCGGUGCUAGGCUCGCGAUUCCUUCCCUGGCUACGCCCCUCGGCGGUCUAGCUGCUGGUAUCGUCAUGUCCCGCUGGGGCAAGCUUGUCUGGCUUGUCCGCACCGGAGCUUUUCUGAUGCUCUUCGGUAACGCGCUGGUAACGGCUCUCAAGUUUGAGGACAGCAAGUGGAAAUAUGUAGUCUACAUCUUCCCGGCCAACCUCGGCCAGGGUAUUAUUUAUCCGGCCAUUCUCUUUACGACUUUGGCAUCGUUUGAUCACGCCGACCAUGCCGUGUCGGCUUCAACAGUGUACCUCGUCCGUUCUCUGGGCACCGUCUGGGGCGUUGCAAUCACCUCGGCCAUCGUCCAGACGACCCUGAGCGUUCGGUUGCCUGAUGCCCUGGGUGACGUUCCUGAUAAGUGGAGGCUCAUUGACGAAAUCCGGCACUCUGUUACGGCCCUUAAGACCCUUCCGGUGGAGGUUCGCCUCCCUGCCCGCAUGGUUUACUACGAGGGUAUCCGGUAUGCAUUUGCCGCAUCCACAGGCUUCGCAGCCAUUGCCUUGGUUGCGGCACUUUUCGCCAGCCCGCGUGGUCUUCGUAGCACUCACAAGUAA